Cloeon dipterum is the source of this 1343-nucleotide messenger RNA. RefSeq lists its product as uncharacterized. Lineage: Eukaryota; Metazoa; Arthropoda; Insecta; Ephemeroptera; Baetidae. The transcript has 3 exons. The record is from RefSeq and is a predicted model, not a curated record. Bases 52 to 1317 code for a protein of 421 amino acids.
UGGCUGCAUGAUCGUCUGGUCUUGAUUUUCAAAGCUUCCACAGGCGGAAAGAUGAAGAUUAUUUGGAUGAUUAUUUUAGCACAUUCAGUGCUGAUAGCAUGCGCAUCGAGAAGUGAUAAUUUUCAUGCUCCAGAAAAGAACAAAAUUAACAACGUUAAACGAUAUAUGAAGAGCAUCUUCAAUUUUUUGGAGCGAACAGACAAUGAUGAAUUUCUCCUGAUCCUUGGAGACAGCGAUGGUGAAAGUAGCGAAUUAAGCCUUUUCCUGACGGGUGCUCGCAAUCAGACAAAACCAGCAAAAAGAUAUAACCAAAUCCACUUUCCGUUCUUUGCUGUGGACAAGCAGACCGGCGUUUUAGUCAUCGACUUGCCAAACUUUGAUGUUGUGUUUCACAACGUGUACGUCGAUCUUGUAAUGGCAUUUACGCACAAACUCAUUUUCGAGAAGGCAAAAUCACUGCAAAUAUUGCUUGUAAUGCCAGAUAAGGGGAAAAAAGAAAUUGUCAGAUUCUGGAGGCUUGCGAUGAAGCUGGUAGCAAUUUUAGAUGAAAAUCUCGAGGAUGUUUCAAGUUCAAUUGCUCUCGUCGGUGUAAGUAAGCCGAUGAGAUCCAGGAAAAAAGUUCUGAUGAUGCUGGAGGACGUGGUGAAAACUUUGCAGAAAGACACUGACUUCAUGAAAGACACGCUUAGCGCAACCUACGGAAGCAUGUCAGCAGAAUGGAUCAAACACCAAAUUUGGUGGACACAGGAGUUGAUGUUUAUCAUCAUGGAAGAGGACUUGUUUGCAGUAUUUCAAAGGCCAGGCAAAAAUGGAACUUUUUGGUCGGAAAAAAUUCGCAAACAUUUGCGUGAGCUUUUCUUUGAGACGGAUGACUAUGGCAUUGUGUAUCAAGAUUUGAAAGUUAUAGUGGACGGAAGAACAAAGGAUUACAUCUCUAAUAUUGAUACGUCGGUGUUUGUCAACAAUGGUGUGCUUAGAAGAUGUACCAAAAAGAUUGGCACAGUUCAACUUCCUGGAUUUCAUACAAAUUCCAACAUAACUCAAUUAAAAUUGUCAUAUGCCAAUUAUGUUUCAAAGUUUAGGUACACGGUAGAUCCAAAAUUUAAAGAUUACUGCUUGAAAGUCAAAUUGGAUGCGAGCAUCUGGAGCAAAUUGAAAUUUGAACUCGAAAAGUUGGACUUUUUGGAAAAAUUGAAAGGUGAAAAUAGCACACUUAGAGAAUUUGGUUUGGAUUACUUUUUUGUCAAGAAAGUUCAACAAUAUUGCAAGCUCUCUUUAAAUAACGAAAGAAGUAAUAUGAAUUGGAGUUUUGAUUGAUUGAUCAUGACGAUAAUUUACUUUAA